Messenger RNA from Nannizzia gypsea CBS 118893, 1821 nucleotides. Its product is annotated as tyrosine-protein phosphatase CDC14. Gene Ontology annotation, cellular component: mitotic spindle pole body; spindle pole; centrosome. Lineage: Eukaryota; Fungi; Ascomycota; Eurotiomycetes; Onygenales; Arthrodermataceae. The transcript is spliced from 3 exons. Gene Ontology annotation, biological process: positive regulation of cytokinesis; microtubule cytoskeleton organization; protein dephosphorylation. The record is from RefSeq and is a predicted model, not a curated record. Gene Ontology annotation, molecular function: protein tyrosine/serine/threonine phosphatase activity; protein serine/threonine phosphatase activity. Bases 1 to 1821 code for a protein of 606 amino acids.
AUGCCGCCAGCAGGGUCCUCUGGGUUGUACGGUGCUCCGAUUGAGUACAUUCAAGAUCGUCUUUAUCUUGCUUCUUACCAUAGCCCUCCCUCCGAGAACACUCCUUUCCCGUUUCUCGCGGCACCACCGAAGUCGCCCAGCAAGAGGCGGGCCGCCGCAAAUACUCCCUCUAGGAAACACCAAGCGAAAGCCCCCGUAUACUUCAAUAUUGAUGGAUUGCUCCUCUAUAAUUCUUUCCAUGCGGACUUUGGUCCUUUCCACAUCGGACAUCUCUACCGGUUCGCGGUGCAUUUCCAUGAAAUCCUAGGAGACCCGGAAAACGCCGAUCGCCCAGUAGUCCUGUGGACUAAGCCUGACCCGCGAAGCAGGGCAAAUGUUGCGUGUGUUGUAGCUUGCUACAUGGUGUUGAUUCAAUCCUGGCCUCCGCAUCUUGCCCUAGCCCCCAUCGCGCAGGCUGACCCACCAUACAUGCCCUUCAGAGAUGCCGGUUACAGCCAGGCCGACUUUGUCCUUACUAUUCAGGACGUGGUAUACGGCGUCUGGAAAGCCAAGGAGGAAGGCCUCUGCGGGCUCAAGGAUUUCAGCCUGGAAGAGUAUGAAAAGUAUGAACGAGUCGAUAUGGGCGAUUUUAACUGGAUCACCCCAAGCUUCCUUGCAUUUGCGUCGCCACAACAUUCUCCUAUUGCCGUUGUUCCUCAGAACACUCCUGAAUUCGCUGCUUUACCAUCGACCAUCGACCAGGUCCAGGACAGUGAAUUGCCAGUUCCCUUUAAAAACGUCCUUACCCAUUUCUCGUCCAGGAAUGUUGGCUUGGUUGUACGCCUUAAUUCUGAGCUCUAUAGCCCAUCGUACUUCACUGCCCUCGGUAUCAAUCAUAUUGACAUGAUAUUCGAAGACGGAACCUGCCCACCGCUCCCACUGGUAAAGAGGUUCAUUAAGAUGGCACACGAGAUGAUCACAAUCAAAGAGAAGGGGAUUGCAAUUCACUGUAAAGCUGGCUUAGGACGAACUGGCUGUUUGAUAGGGGCGUACCUCAUCUACCGGUAUGGAUUUACCGCGAAUGAAAUUAUCGCGUUUAUGCGCUUUAUGCGCCCAGGCAUGGUUGUUGGACCGCAACAGCACUGGCUCCAUUUGAACCAAGGAAGUUUCCGUGAGUGGUGGUUAGAAGACCAGCUUAAGGAGAAACUCUCGUUACCUACCCCUACCACUCCCGGGAGAGUGUCUUCUAAACGACUCAACGGCAGUCAAACUGCAACACCACCACAUGGAAACCAGACCAAGAGGGCUGCCCUUGGCGAAAUUGACACUAAUGAGAGUGCCAACGGCUAUGCAGAUGAAAACCUUCCUGCUCCUACUCCAGGGCAGCCAAGAAAGUCACAUCGUAAGGACUCAAGACAUCAUCCGUAUGCCCGUACACCAUCCGCUAGUCUAGGAGGCGCCGCAAGCUCCCCAAGACGGGGAGUGUCUAGGACCCAUUCGAACAACCGCGCAGACAGCGAUGAAGAAAUCCAGGCUCUUGUCAACCGUGUUACGUCGCCGCGCACCCCUGUUUCCAACACCCAGCGAUCUCUCAGCCAUUCUGCAGCACUCACCCCAGAGAUAGACAUCCAUGAAGAUGUUGAGAACCGUGUCGGUGAUUCAGGCUCACCAAAACCCAAGACUCCAUCCAACGCGAAGAGUGGAAGUGGAGUACUAGGAGUGAACAAACAGCGAUCCAACCCAAGACGGACAGCUGACAACCGAACCGACACUCGUGGAGUCCGCAAGUCAAGUGGGAGAGUCGGAAGUGCUGGCAACAUUGCCAGAGUGAAGAACAUCUGA